GGACCGAGCAAUUUGGAAAUGGUGUCAGGUGCCAAGGGAUCCAGGAAGUGAUAGUUGGAGCAGUUCAGAGAGUGCUGCUGCUGGGAGAGCCGCUGAAGGUUGUUCUCUUGUGAAGGACCAUGUGGAAUCCCAAUGCAGGGCAGCCAGGUGCCUUCCCUGGAGCAGCACAUCCCCCCAACCCUUCUUACCCAGGUGGCUUCAAUCCUGCAUACCCACCUCCUGUGAACCCUGCGUUCCCUCCAGGCUCUAUGCCUGUUGGCCCCUGUCCUGUUCCCCCAGUAGGGAUCCCAGGGCAACCUGCCUAUCCCUCAGGCCAUCCCAUUCAGCCCCCGUAUCCUGGUCAUCAGCCUAUCCUGCCUGGUGGUCCUUUGCCCCCACCUGUCCCUGGGAUGCCAGGAGGAAUAGGAAUCAACCCUUUGGUGCCCGGGGCUGCUGUGGGCACCCACGUGAUGGACAAGAAAGCUGCUAAAAAGAUGAAGAAGAAGAUGAAGAAGGCACACAAGAUGCAUAAACCACACAAACACCAUGGAAAGCAUUCCUCCUCCUCUUCAUCCUCUUCCAGCAGCAGUGACUGAGUGGUGUGUCUCCCUACUUUCCAGCUGCAUCCAUUUCCGCCAUGGCUGAUCCUUGCACUGUUCUUCCUGCAUUCAUAGAAAAUUAACUAGAUUGGUUACUACCCCGGUAGAUAAAAAUGACAUCUGCUUGCUUUUUGUCUGCCCUCCAAGAUGGCCAGGCAUCAAGCUUAUCCAUAGGGCUGGUGCUGUUGAUUAACCAGCCUGCUGUGAUUGACUGUUUGGUGGGAGGGCGACACCAUUAUUGGGCUCCAAAGCAGUACAUCUGCAGCUGUUGGCGAUUGUGAUUACAUUUCUGCAGCCAAUCAAAUACUGUCCUGGCGCUCCAAAUGUUUUAUUGGGAACCAAUCAAACGAUUAUUUUGAGGUUGGUUGGGAGGUCCAAAACUACCUAAGUGCUUUUAAAAAUUAUCAAUCAUUCACGUAUCACAUAUCAAGUAAUUCUUUGAAUGUUCAUGUAGUCGUGCCUGAGAAAAGGACAAAACGGGAGAUUGCUCAAUAUUAUAACUGCAUUUGGAAAGUGUUGCUUAUUUAAUAUAAACUAGAAUAAUCUACUUUUAAAAGAUCACAAAAUAUGCUGAAUCAGGGAUAAUGGCAUAACUGUAUGCAUGUAGAAAUUUAUUGUGAGAUUCCCUUCUCUCUGUCUCUCAGAAAUAAACAUACAUUCAUGUAUUUAUGGUAUAUUUUAGAAAAUUUCUCCAGCCUACAAACAUUUUGGUGGCUCUUGGUUUGCUUCGUUGAAAUACUUGGUUCAUGGCAGCAGUCUUAGUUUGCUUGAAGUUUGUAUUUAAUUUGUGAUAGUAACUUAGUAAAUUGCUCCAAUGUACUGAAAGAUCAUACUACAUAUAUAUUGCAUAAUGUGUUCCAAAUUUCUGCAUCUGGAAGAAGCAUUUUCUCAUUCGUCAGUUCAACAUUGCUGAUGCCCCAUUUAAACUGACUGCUUAUAUAAUACUGAGAUGUGUUUCUAAAAUGAAAGGAGAAGAUUGCAGUUAGCCAGUUUUUAAAGAGAAACAACCACAAUCACAUCAUUAUCUAGCAUGGCACAAUUUUGAGAUCUGCAUUGGACUUCCAAUAACCUUGGGUGGGGAUUCAAAAGCCCCUCCAGAAUUACCCACCAAAGUACUGCAUUUAAUGGGACAAAAAAUACGUAAAAUAUAUUGGAAGUAACUGUAGUAAUUAUGUUAAUAAUCAGGUUUAAGUAAAGGGAUUAGUAUGUAAAU
Molecule: messenger RNA, 1791 nt
Organism: Pseudonaja textilis
Lineage: Eukaryota; Metazoa; Chordata; Lepidosauria; Squamata; Elapidae
Gene: PRR13
Product: proline rich 13
Source: RefSeq, a predicted model, not a curated record